GGAGUGCGUGUGGAGCUCACAGUAUGGGAGGUCUGUUUAGCUGCUGGUCACAUUGUCUCACAUUUACCCCGACGUUAUAGUCAGUCUGUUCGACUGAAAAAUCAGCAGUGAUUUGGCAGAUCAGAUUCCUUGAACCACCAGAGUCAUUUGAUAGUUUCCACUCCACAAUCUAUCAACAUGGAUGUAUCAGAUGGAAACAAAUGCUAUCAGUUUCCAAAGGACUUUGCAUGGGGUGCAUCUACUGCAGCUUACCAGGUUGAAGGAGGAUGGGAUGCAGAUGGGAAAGGCCUCAAUAUCUGGGAUACAUUCACCCAUCAGGGAGGAGAUCGAGUUUUCAAGAACCAGACUGGUGAUGUUGCUUGUGGCAGCUACACUCUGUGGGAAGAAGAUUUGAAAUGCAUCAAACAGCUUGGACUGACUCAUUACCGCUUUUCUAUUUCCUGGUCACGUCUGUUACCUGAUGGGACGACAGGUUUCAUCAACCAGAAAGGGAUUGAUUAUUACAACAUGGUAAUUGACAGUUUAUUGAAAAAUAACGUGGUUCCAGUGGUGACACUGUAUCAUUUUGAUAUGCCUCAAGCUGUAGAAGAUAGAGGGGGGUGGAACUCUGAAGAAACAGUUGCCAUCUUCGAGCAAUAUGCCCACUUUUGCUAUAAAACAUUUGGAGACCGGGUCAAACUUUGGAUUACAAUUAAUGAACCAUAUAUUCUUGCUAAAUAUGGCUAUGAAGAUGGUGUUUUUGCUCCUGGUAAAAGCAAGAAAGGUUUUGAAGUUUAUCAAGUAGCACACAAUAUGAUAAAGGCACAUGCUAAGGCCUGGCAUGCAUAUAACAAUUUUUUCAAAAUCGAACAAAGGGGACUUGUGUCCAUUGCUCUUUAUUCUGAUUGGGCAGAACCUUUUGACCCAAACUCUACUGAAGAUAAAGAAGCCGCUGAACGUUAUUUAGCCUUUCAUCUUAAUUGGUUUGCCAAACCAAUAUUUGUUGAUGGAGAUUAUCCUGAAGUAAUGAAAGCUGAGAUUUCCAAUAGAAGCAAAGAGCAAGGUCUGAAAUCUUCUAGGCUUCCAGAAUUCACAAAUGAAGAGAAGACCAUGAUCAAGGGCACAGCUGACUUCUUUUGCCUUAACUACUACACCACGCGAAAAAUAAAAUGUCCUUCUUCUGAGAAUGUUCCAAGCUAUGAGUCAGACAGGGCAGCAGAAGGCCUAAAGGAUCCUGACUGGCCAAUUUCUGGUAUCGAGUGGUUAGCUGUGGUUCCAUGGGGUCUUCGCAAGUUACUGGGAUAUAUUAAGGACACAUGUGGCAAUCCAGCUGUUUAUAUUACCGAAAAUGGAUUUGCGCAGAGUGAUCCACCAACUUUCCAGGACUUGCAAAGGUGGACUUACUUUCAGGAAACAUUGACUGAAGUUUUAAGAGCCAUUACACUGGAUGGAGUCAAUGUUAAAGGAUAUUUUGUUUGGUCCUUGAUUGACAACUUUGAGUGGACGUCGGGAUAUAGUGUCAGAUUUGGGCUGUUCCAUGUCGAUUUCAAUCUUGCUGAUCUUCCAAGAGUUCCAUACCAUUCAGCAAUUGAAUAUUCUAAAGUUGUUAAAAGAAAUGGAUUGAUUUCCCAAGAAUAGUCUUUGACAGCAUCAUCAAAUAAUUAAUGUUAUCUUUUAUCACAUCAAAGUACAGUUAAAACAUGUACUUUUUUCAGUGAGACAAAGUUUGCAACAGGAUGAUAUCUUCA
This is a messenger RNA of Pelobates fuscus (common spadefoot toad), 1727 nucleotides long. Its product is annotated as cytosolic beta-glucosidase-like. Gene Ontology annotation, molecular function: beta-galactosidase activity; glycosylceramidase activity; beta-glucosidase activity. Gene Ontology annotation, biological process: glycosylceramide catabolic process; carbohydrate metabolic process. The transcript is spliced from 6 exons. The record is from RefSeq and is a predicted model, not a curated record. Bases 178 to 1617 code for a protein of 479 amino acids. Gene Ontology annotation, cellular component: cytosol. Lineage: Eukaryota; Metazoa; Chordata; Amphibia; Anura; Pelobatidae.